UAGCAAGCUGCGUACUGUGUUGCUGCUCAGUUUGGACACACCAACUUGUGCGUCUAUUUUGGUAUCUUCUGAGCUCGCCAUCAGGAACCUGGCCGCACUACUGCAUUUGAACAUGGAUCUGAGGGCUUGACUCACUUUGCAGGUGGUACGGGAUCGGAUUCUUGGAUUCUACAUUGAGGAUUUGUGUCUGACACCACAGUCUAGUUUGGACCCUUACACUCAGCAUGAAAGAUCCAUCACCAAGUGUUUUUCUUCAAACCCUCCUUGACCGCAAACAUAAGGGCCGAGGGAAGUUUACAUUUCCCAUCACCUGCCUGAUAUCAACUUGAGCCGGAAGAAAACCAAAGGACCUACAGAGCUGCAGCAGCUGUAAAGGAGGCAAGACUGGUGAUGCACAAGCGAGAAAGACACUUGUUGACAUCAUGAGCUGUGUGGAAAAGCGACAUAUGAGCCAUCGGGUGGGGAGCAUGCUCCACCAUCGCUUCCCCAAUGGCUUCAGUGACUUGUUCAUGGAUGAGACCGAUCGGGAGGUCAGCACUCUCACUGACCGAGCCUUCCGAAGUCUCUGUGUUGGAGAUGACGCAGUUUAUAAUGAUGAGUUCUUGUGUGGAUACUCGCCUUUCAGCUGCCACAAACCCUUGGUGGGGGAGCCUCUUAAAAAGACUCAUAAGGAAUCUAAAAAGCAAGGGCAAAACAAAAGUGAGAAAACUGACACCCAGCCAUGGAAACAGCAGCAACAGAAGAAUAUGUCCCAUAUGUCAUCUUUCCUCAAAGCAUUAAGCGCCACAGAGAAAAGCUGUGAGGGGAUGCUGAUCAAAAAUGGAGGUAUGACAGACUCUAAUGGGGAAUCGUGGGACAAGUCAGCACUUCGCAGCAUCCAAAGAGAGCUAUCGGAAUUCUCCUCGGAUUAUCACACCAAUCUCACAGGUGGACAUUACAAGAACAAUCAUCGACAUCACUCUGGUGAUGGUUUAUCAAACAAAACAGGCAAAGAUGUUGCCCUUCCCACAGGGAAAUCCUCAAAGAUCAAAAAUGGGAAAUCCACUGUCAAACUCACAAAACUUAACAUCAAAAACUUUUUCCUCCACAGUGAGUUCAGCCCUUUCCAAACAUGGAGGGAUUUUAAGCAGUUCCCCUAUGGUCAAGAGGACACAGUCACAUCUAUUCUUCCCACGGAUAAUAUCCCUAAAUGGUACGACUUGCCGUUUUACAAGGAGCUCACAGAGGCACACAGAAAAGAGACUCUGCACACAGAGGAGAUACAGUCAUGCCAGAAAGCAGCAGUUGAGCCCCCUCCUCCCACUGCACUUAAACCCAUCCCUCCCCCUCCUCCACCAAAGGUCCUGCCAAAGCCCUCAGCCACUCCAGCUGAGAAGAGGUGCUCAUCAGAUGGCGCGGAUGGGGUUGCUGCCCCCUGGAGGCGCAACAGGUCCAGGGCAAAAAGUGCUAUUCCAGUUAAUCAGCCUGGAGUACCAAGUCAGGACAAUUAUUCAAAGACAGCAGAUGAAAGUCUUUUGUUGGUCAAAAAGGAAGCUAGAUCUGUGGAGGUGAAAGCAAUAGAGGAAGUCAGCUCUUUGGCCUCUACUCCAUUCAGUAUCUGCCAGCUGAUGACUCCCCUCAUUCCCUCCAGACAACCAACAGAAACAUCAGAAAUUCUCCAAGCAGUCCUCUCACCCUCUGCCAUUGACCUUCCGCUUAGACCACAUUCUGAGGCCAAAGUGACCCCUGAACCCCCAGUCAAGCGGGAAAGCUACAAAUCUCUUGCCUCCAGUAUCCUAUUCAACCUCAAAGACAACAGGAAAAGGGUUAAAAGCCGUUACAGCCCACCUAAAUUCAAAACUUUAGAGUUGCCUGAGGGUGGCGUCCAAUCUCCACAAUCAGAUCAUUUUAAACCACAAGCUGGCUCUGAGGGCAAUGAAUCUGGCUUAAGCACUCCUGCCAUUUUAAAAGAUGGACAAACAGUUUGUAGUCCUGUAUUGGAACCUACCGGCACCCCAACUAUUUGUCUUACAAAGCACGAUACUGACAGGCCUCUGUCGGAUGAUUACUUGUUAUCAAAUCUACUGCAAACCAAAAGGGAGGCUGCAGAUAGUGGUUUUGGUGAGGAGAAUCCCAUCUCCCCCUUUAUACACUCAAAAAAGAACAAGAGCCCCAUGGCUAAAAAGCAAAACUACCCCUCUUUGAAUUUGUACAAGAAAGCCAGCCCUGUUGACAGUGAUAUGAAAUAUCUUCAAGUCCCUCUGAGCAGCGGUGCUCCUGUGCACACAGACCAACCAGAUGAGACAAAUGAACUUUCACCACUCAUGCUAAACAAAGAACUCUCCCCAAAUGCACUGCCAACAAACACAGGGCUUUCACCAAAUACAUUAAAUGUCAACAAAGAUUUUUCACCCAUAACUUCACCCCAUGCGACUGAGAAUGAGAGGUUGUCAUCAAAUAUAUUGUCAGGGAAAAGACCCUCAAAUGUGCCAGACAAAUCAAAACAGCCAGUGAAAGACACAAGAGAAAAAGUCUCUGGAGCGCAGACUGCUUCUAAGGAAAAAGAUACUUGUGGCCAAACCACCGUGAGUACAAUGGAUGUGAUCAGAGCAGCAAGGGAAGCAAUUAAUGCGGCAAAAAAUAAAGCUCUAUCUGCAGCUCAGUCAGAGAGCAUCAAUAAACCGAUUUCAGACACAGAAGAAAUAAAGGAGAAACAAAUAGAUGAGAAGGCUGUCUAUUUAAAGGACAAGUUCAGCAGGAAGAACGAGAGUUCACUACCAGAAAGCAAGCAACCAAGUGGAAUUGAAUCAACUGGCGCAACACUGGUUGGCAAAAAUAGUAAUGUCAAAAAAGAGCCUCCACCAGUUCCCAAACGAAAUUUUGCAAAGUCUGACAUUGAAUUUGCUCUUGACAAACAGCAAACACAUAAUAAUGACAAAGCCACUAAUGGCGAUUCGGAGGACACAAAGGUAGAUUUACCACUAAAAGAAAAUGAAUCUGCCUCAAAACAAGGCAAGAUCAAACGUAUAUUCUCAGCCAGACAGAACAAUUAUAUAAAACAUCAGAGAUAUGCAGUGACGGAUGAUGAACAAGUAGAUGAAUAUCAAGAGAGUGAUGAGAAUGUGAACACAAGAACGGAGACGGAUGAGGAAAUGAUGUCAAUAAGAGACAGUGAGCACAUAAUUAAUGAUUUGCAUGCUUUGAAAGAGCUGGAGAGAGCAAGGCUUGGUGAUCGUAUUCUUGAGAACACGAAGAACAAACUAGGGGCUAUUAACAUAGAUGAAGAGGCCAAGGCUAAGCAUGAUUUGAUCUCAAGGGAGCUUAGAAACAUAAAGAAGGGCAUGCUGUCUAUGAGAGGGAACACAUCGACUAAGAGAGAGCUAUUUGCAAAGAAAGAGAAGGAACAGAGAAAGCAGGAGGCUUUCACUAGGAUAGACAGUAAUGUCAUUAUAAACAAAGCACUUAUAAAUGACAAUUAUGACAAAGCCAAAAUGGCACUUGAAGAGAUCAUCUCAGAAAGGCAGAAGAGAAGGAAUAUAGUCACAGAACAAGAUGCAAUUCCAGUAUUUGAUGAGAAUGUAAGUGAUGAGAGUCAUGUAACAAGGCUACAGCAACGUAAAAAAGCUAUGAAAGAUUCUAUGGUGGGGGGCAAGGAAAAACAAAAUGGCAGCACUUCCACGCCAAAAGAGAAAGAACUAAAAGAGAGGUUAGGUGAUCUGAGAGACCACAAUCACAUGAGGCAGAUUCUGUCACAAACUGAACCAAGAUUUGGUGAGAAUCAUAGAUCAGGUGGUUGGAUAGCUCUACCAGGUAUGGACAAGGUUGGCAGUGAGCUAGAAGCACUCUUUAAAUCUAAAUCUAAAGCUAAACUUGUUAAUGAUAAUAAUCCUAGCUAUGAAUCAGAGGAGGUGAAUUUCAGACAUGUAGCCAGGCAGGUUUCUGAAGACAGCACUGAAUAUCAGAUUAAUGAAAUUAGAAGCAAAAAGUUAGACGCUCCUCCUGUUCCUCCAAGGAGCAAAAAAGGAGGCAAUAGAAGCGAUGGAAGCAUUACUAAGGAAAUACAUAGUUUGAAAGAUGCAGCAGAUGAGGAUGUCUUUAACAGUGAUGGGAAAUAUGAAAGUGGUGAGGUAUGCUCAAAUGAAAUGAGGACAAUAGGCUCAGGAAAACAAGAAGUAGACAGAGACCUGUUCACAAAAGACGCUGUGCCCAGUCAAAGUGAAACCACUUCUGAUAAAGAAAUGUGGGUCGUGGUAAAUAAUGCAAAGUCAAAAUCCAUUACUGCCCCUGAUGCUGUUACAUGUGAACCCACCUUGCCUUCAGAUUACCCACAAUCUGAAAAUAGAUUGUACUUUUCACCAAAAUUCAGGGGAGAUGAAAAUGAAGCAAAUAGCUGGCAGACAAAUAUGAGCCCCACAAAGGAAACCACAUUUGAAAGCAGCAAUGCUAAGUCACAGGAAACAUGCAAGAUAAAGCGAAAGGCUCCUUUAAAACCAGACCAUUUAAUCACACCAGAUGACAGUGUAACUAAGAAUCUAGUAGGAAAUGAGCUUGACAAAAUAAAUAGACCUACUGAGGAAAUACAUGCGGAUACAGAAGGUCCCAGUGAAAUGCACAGGAACAUAAUAUCACCCUUACUACUUGUAAAUGGCAUUAGUGUCAAUCAGAGCCCACCUGAUCAAGCCAGCUUGUCCUCAAAAUCUUCCUACUUCUCUGUGGAGAGUGCACUGCACAGAAAUACUGAGACUGAGUCAAACGUUUACCACUCCCUGGAGAACCUGAUUGGAGAGGUGGAGGAGGUCGAUGGGGGAAUGCGAAAUGAUUCACGAAACACGAAACAAGAUUCAGACAGGACUGAAGUGGAAUAUUAUUCUUUAAGUGAUCAUGAAAGUGAGCCAGAGGCUGUAAAGCGACUGAUAAUGUCUCCUCACAAAGACACAGAAGUGCCAAACAAUGACAGCAAAGAGAGAGAAAAUACCACUACUGACCAAAGCUUAACUCACGAUGAAAGUAAUCAGACACCAUUGUCACCCUCUAACACUCUCGCACAAACUUUGGGGAUCCCUGCCUUAUUUAAAGUCAAAGACAAUACUUGCAAUGUUAAGUUGAAGAAGACUGUACAACCAUGGUCACCAAGAGGGAGUCUGAGUGGUUUAGAGAGGGAAGAGGAGGAAUUACAUCUAGUUAAGGAAAACCCAGAGCUCCCGCUGGCUAAUGAACCUACCAUCAGUGGUAGCACCUUAAUUCCAGAAGAAAUCUUCAAACCUAAAAAGAUUUUAUCCAACCAAUCACCCCCUCUGCUGCACUCGCCUUCAAAUCUACAAAAUGAAAACCCAAAGAAACCCCAAGUUGGACAGUUCCUCACUGUCCCACAGGAGGAAGACAGAUUUUCUGGAGUGAGUCCAUCAUCAGAAGGAGUGGAGAGCUUAACAACCAGCACAGCUGAUACAGCUGAUGAGAUGGGAGUGAAUGUAGGAGCACCAAAGGUUCCCAGCGAAUGCUCGGGAUCCACCUACAGUGGGAAUGAGAGCCAAACAGGGCUACCCAAACCACCGGCUGUCUUACCCAAAUCUGAAAAGGCUGUUCUCAAAGCCAUUAAGCUGGCAAAUAGAAGAAUGAAGAAGGAGGAGGCCCAGAAGUCCUCCCACAAGUCAUCUCAAAGUAGCAGCAAACACAGAGCAGAGAGACACAAGGGUGACAAAUCUGAGCAAAAAGGAAGCAGCAGCAGCAGGAGCAGCAAGAGCAGUGAGAAAAAACACAGAGAAAAAAUGGAGGACAGUCAUCAUCAGAUUGAAAAUCACCAUCAUGACAGAAAAGAAAUGAACCACAACACUCGGAGACAGAGCCACGAUUCAGUGGACAGCAACAACCAGAGCAAAGAAACACUACCCAGUGUUGCGACAGAAAGACAAGGCCGCAGCAGCGACAGGCACAUUCGGGAUAAGUCAGACAAAAGACAUUACAGCACUGAUCGGGUCAUCAGUAACGUACCUGUGUACAAAGCUCACGUCGGCGAGAGACCCAUGUCAGACAGGCCAUCCCACCGAUCACAAAGCAUUGAUAGGUACUUGGGAGAUAAAGUGGAACGCAGGCUUAGCGCCGAUAUGUCAGUCAGCGAGAAGAUCGAGCCGAGGAACCAGCGCAUUGAGAAAUCCAUCAUGGAUGAGCUUCAGCAAAGAGGCCGACCCAGAGACAAGGUGAGCAGAGACAACCCUCUGAGAAGAAGUCACAGUAUUGAUGCGUACAGCGCUGGCGUAACUCACCCUUCAACUCUGUCCCGCCAGUCAAGCCACACCAGCCAGCUUUCACACCAGUCCAGCAUCGAGCACGCCAUUGUCACACAGUCCUUCCCUAUCACCCAGCGUAAGCUCCUCCAGGAUCCAGACUCAGGGCAGUACUUCUUUGUGGACAUGCCUGUACAAGUCAAGACAAAAACCUUCUUUGAUCCUGAAACAGGAAGCUACGUGCAGCUGCCAGUCCAGCCACCAGAGGGUGCUAUCCCUCAGGCAUCCCCCAUUGAGGUCUUGACCCCACCUCUGGUUGUUUACCACGGUUUUGUCCCGGUGCCUCUGUCCCCCAUGGCUCAGAAAGCUACCAUCCAGGCUCCUCAUAUGGAGCCAGAGGAGUUUGAGCAGAGACACCUCGAAAGGUCAAGGCAAAUGCACUGUAAGGAGGGACAUCAGUAUUUAGAACCUGUCUAUGGUCAACAUGACCACAUGUUAGGGGAGUUCGUGGGCACUGAGGAGCUGGACUGUCCAAGCUGAUAGGCCAUGAGGUUUGAAAGGAAAAAUCCACCCUCUCCAUAAGCUGUUUUGUAUCAUCAAACUGUGGUGUUCUUUGCAUUCCAGGAAUUAUUUUGUGAUCAAGAAAUUAAUUUUCUUUAAUCAAAAAAAAUAUAUAUUUAUUUGAUGGAUUAUUUGUCUGUUGAAUGUUGGUACAAGAUGGCAACUCCAGAAAGAAGCCCUCUGUUUUUCAAGAUUUUACACUGUUUCACAGAAUGUUGUUUUGUUGUAAACAAAAUAAGACAAAUACACCAUAAAAAAACAAAAUGGACCCAGAAAUGCAGCGUACAUCGCGUAUACCUGUUUCAUUUUCAACAGUGUUCAAGUGUUAAAGGGUGGAUUUUUCCUUCAAGGUUAAGUGUUUUCUCCAUAAAGAUAUUUGAUCCUUGUUUUGCUUCACGUGCCUUUAAACUUUCAUGCAACACAGAAGCUGUGCAGGCUUUGUGAAGCUUAUGAGGCCUCUAUUUAUGUGUUCAUGAAGAGGUGUGAGUUUAACCUGAGUGUACACUGACGAGGGAUUUACUGAACUUAUGGAAGAAUGAUUGUUGCUGUUGAAUGCUGUUGUUUGAAUGUGGGUUGAAGGAUUUGUGUAAAGAUAAUGUGCAAUUCUUAGAGACCGAUAAGGGGACAUGGAUGAUCCAUGUACAUAAUGUAUUUAACUGUAAACAGAGAGGAUAAGCUUGAAUAUAAAUGUGGAAUAUUUCUUGUAAAUGCUGAGUUUGUUAUAUUGAACUUCAGUGGUAUGUGGGUCUCUGCUACUUUUCAGGUAUUGUGGCUUUUUGUUUUAUUACCUGCAAAGUUUGUUGCCUUGAGAUUCUUCUUCCACCAAACAGUCACGUUAUUAUCAUCAGAGAAACCUGAAAGAAAUAGAAUUCACUCAAAAAAUGAUUCGUUAUUGAUUUUAACUGAUAGUGUCCACACUACUGAAUUUUCAAAUAUUUUGCAUGAUAAAGCUGAAAUUGCAGUUACACCUGUUGAUUAUGUUUGAUACAACACAGAGGUAAUUUAUACUGUCUAAAAGCUUGAACUGGCAUCAUUGCAAUUAAUGUUUUUUGAUCAGCAGAGGACGUGAAGGAGAAUUGGUUUUGCAAGUUUGUUGCAUUGGAGUUUUUCUAAACUAGAACAAAGCAGGGCUGUAUUGUGUCUGUGAUCCAUUCCAAUA
Molecule: messenger RNA, 7920 nt
Organism: Toxotes jaculatrix (banded archerfish)
Lineage: Eukaryota; Metazoa; Chordata; Actinopteri; Toxotidae
Exons: 4
Coding region: 423-6740 (2105 amino acids)
Biological process (GO): positive regulation of calcineurin-NFAT signaling cascade
Cellular component (GO): Z disc
Source: RefSeq, a predicted model, not a curated record